AUGAAAGGGCAGCGGCGGAACGCUGCCACGUAUCGCGCUCACCCACGCCCACACGGCAGCCGCCGACACGGCACCCAGACCCCGCCGUUCCUAUCACGGCGCGACCACGGCCCCCUGACCCACCCACUCCCGGUCACCAGCGGCGCGGCCGCGAUGCGGGGCGGGCGCGACGUGGCCUCACCUGAACGGAGUGCGGCGUCUGAGGGGGCGCUGAGGGGACAGGGCGGCGGGAGUGCACCCCGCGCGCUGCCAGUGGCACUCCUUCAGACACACGGGCUGUGCCGCAAGUCACCGUCGUUGUCGCCGGCGCCCGCCCCAGCCCCCCGGCAGCGUGCCAAGCGUCGAGCGCAGGCGCCGGUGCUCUCCCCAGCAGCUUCCGCAGCAGGCUCGGCUUCCCCAGGGAUCGUCCCGGUCAAGACCACCCUCGGCUGGGACAGUGGGAAAGAGGGGUAUGGGGCAGAGAUGUCAGAAGCCACGAGGCAAAGCCUGCACGUGUUGGUCAUGGCUGCUGUUUUUCGAGCAGCACACAGAAGAGCUUCCUCUCUUGUCUGCAGGUUACACUCCACCUAUGUUAGAAAAAUGAGAUACCUAAAUGAGCUAAAGGAAAACGACAGCCUUUGUAGACAAGCCCAGACCUUGGGAACUUUUUACCUCUUUCAUAAUCUCUCCCCCUUCCUGCAGGAAGUUGAGAAGAAAUACUUGGUACCACAGGUCAGUGCAGCAGAAAUGAGAAGGAUGCUGGAGAAACUCAAAGAGACUGAGCAGUGGAUAGAGAAGUCGGUGCUGAUCGGCUGUUCAGAUGAGCACGUACCGCAGUUUGCCCUGGAUUUAGGAGCCUUGGAGAAAUCGCUCAUCGAGUCUGAACUCCGGGGCUCGUUCACCGACUUACGCAAGGCUCUCUUCGUCGUGGAUGGGAAGGAUUCUCCUUUGCUGGCCUCGGCCCAGUCCCUUCUCCGGUGGCACGACUCCCACCAGUACUGCAGCAAAACUGGGCAGCCCACGCAGAAGAACGUAGCUGGCAGCAAGCGUGUCUGCCAUGGCAGCAGAAUGACCUACUACCCACAGAUGUCUCCAGUGGUUAUCACCCUGGUGUCUGACGGGAGCCGGUGCCUCCUUGCACGCCAGCCUUCAUUUCCCCAGGGGAUGUACAGUGCUCUGUCAGGCUUCUGUGACAUGGGUGAAAACCUGGAGGAGACAGUCCGGAGAGAGGUGGCAGAAGAGGUCGGCCUGGAGGUGGAGUCUCUCUGGUACUCAGCUUCUCAGCACUGGCCAUUCCCCAGCAGCAGCUUAAUGAUAGCUUGUCAUGCCUUGGUGAGAGCUCAGCAGGCUGAGAUCAGUGUGGACAGCCUGGAACUAGAGGAGGCCCGUUGGUUUGGCCUGGAGGAAAUUGUGGAGGGUCUCAAGAGAGAGCCCAGAUCUUCAAAGCAAGAUGAUGGUAGUGUUUUACCCUGGUUCCCUCCCAAGCAGGCCAUUGCUCACCAGCUGAUUCAGGAGUGGGUAAAGCAGCAGAUGUCCCAGCCAGCUUAGGCAUGACUUCAUCAAGACUGAGAUUCUGCCAGAACUACGAAAGCUUGAGACAAAAGCUUCCAAAGUUACUGAAGGCAAAGUCUGUGGUACAGUGAGGACAGCACCAGACUGAUGGCAGUCUUAGGUACACAGACCCACAAAACCACUUCUAAACAUCCCCAGGCAACUCCAGACACAGUGGAUCACCUUUGAGAUCCCAAGACUUGCAGUUCAUGUACAAUGAAAUGCUUAGUUCCAAAGCAUCAAACUGUCACCAGC
Molecule: messenger RNA, 1785 nt
Organism: Dryobates pubescens (Downy woodpecker)
Lineage: Eukaryota; Metazoa; Chordata; Aves; Piciformes; Picidae
Gene: NUDT13
Product: nudix hydrolase 13
Exons: 10
Coding region: 1-1527 (508 amino acids)
Molecular function (GO): hydrolase activity; metal ion binding
Source: RefSeq, a predicted model, not a curated record